ACAAGUAUAUAGCUCAGUAAAAAUAAAUGACAUCGACCAACACAGGAUUACCUCCAAGCUGGACAGUUCGUGUCUCGCGUACACACAACCAGGAAUAUUUCUUCAACCAAGCCACAAAAGAAUCGUCUUGGGAUGCACCAUUUGGCACUGACCAAGAAGUUUUGAGUGAAUACUUGAAGAAGUUUAAAGCCAAUGGUUACAAGCCUGUAGUUGGAGACGAUGGUAAGGUCAGAAUCUCUCAUUUGUUAAUCAAAAAUAAUCAAUCCAGAAAGCCCAAAUCCUGGAAGUCGCCUGAUGGAAUAACCACAACCAGAGACGAGGCCAUCCAGAUCUUGAAGAAACAUUUAGCUAGAAUUUUGAACGGUGAAGUAAAAUUGAGCGAAUUGGCCAAGACGGAAAGUGAUUGCUCUUCACAUAGUGUUGGAGGGGACCUUGGAUUCUUUGGAAAGGGACAAAUGCAACCUAAAUUCGAAGAAACUGCCUACGCAUUGCAUGUCGGUGAAGUAAGCGAUAUAAUUGAAACUGAUAGUGGUGUUCACAUUCUUCAAAGAACAGGUUGAUAAGUGAUACCACUUUGAAGUACAAGCCGAGAUAAAAUUUAACGAAAUAAAAGUGUUAGUUCUAUUCGAUAGUUAAUUAAAUAGUUAGUGAAUACAUAUUGAACGGGAAAUAAACCUUAUGAUGUAGGACAUAUAUAGUAAUUAGUUUUACGAUAGAAUGGUUCAAUAGAUUCUAUAUAGACAAAUACGGCCGUCAAAUUAAACGAGGCAGUGCAACUAUUAAAAGGUUCAAUGAAAAUUUAUUCUCUCAGUUAUUGAAGUAAAAAUGAGAUCAUUAACUCCGCAUGUUUGCAAAUUAUGAUUCAUAGAAUAUUGGGAGGGUGUAUAGCGCCAUGGACUGGUACGGCCAUAUAUGCCGGU
Spathaspora passalidarum NRRL Y-27907 is the source of this 920-nucleotide messenger RNA. RefSeq names its product peptidylprolyl isomerase (gene ESS1). The transcript has a single exon. Gene Ontology annotation, molecular function: peptidyl-prolyl cis-trans isomerase activity; protein binding. The record is from RefSeq and is a predicted model, not a curated record. Lineage: Eukaryota; Fungi; Ascomycota; Pichiomycetes; Serinales; Debaryomycetaceae. Gene Ontology annotation, cellular component: cytosol; nucleus. The coding region runs from base 27 to 560 and encodes 177 amino acids.